Cucumis sativus (cucumber) is the source of this 1376-nucleotide messenger RNA. RefSeq names its product WAT1-related protein At2g39510. Gene Ontology annotation, molecular function: transmembrane transporter activity. Gene Ontology annotation, cellular component: plasma membrane. Bases 97 to 1221 code for a protein of 374 amino acids. The transcript has 7 exons. The record is from RefSeq and is a predicted model, not a curated record. NCBI's taxonomy places the organism in Eukaryota, Viridiplantae, Streptophyta, Magnoliopsida, Cucurbitales, Cucurbitaceae.
GGCAUUGUGUGUGUCUGUGUGUCUGUGUGUAAUUCUAUAUUCAUAUCAGUAAGCUGAAGGCUUUGAACAAACGACACACAAAGGAGAGGGAAAGAGAUGGAGGGUCUUAGGAGGUUUUUGGUUUUGGCAAAGCCAUAUUUUGGAGUUCUUUUUAUGCAAUUGGGUUCAGCUGGAAUGGCGAUUAUUGCAAAGUUUGCUUUGAACAAAGGGAUGAGCCAAUAUGUUUUUGUGUUUUAUCGUAUGAUUAUUGCUACUGUUAUCAUGGCUCCUUUUGCCAUCAUCUUUGAAAGGAAAGUGAGGACGAAGAUGACCAUUUCGUUGGCCUUCAAGAUUGUGAUGCUUGGUCUUCUUGAGCCAGUGAUUGAUCUCAACUUAUACUUUACUGGUAUGAAGUACACAACAGCAACCUUUGCAGUUGCCAUGUGCAAUGUUCUUCCUGCUUUUGCUUUCCUCAUGGCUUGGGCUUGCAGGCUCGAGAGAGUGAAUAUUUGGAAAAGAGGAAGCCAAGCAAAAAUAGUAGGAACCAUAGUAACAAUAGGAGGAGCCAUGAUUAUGACAUUCAUAAGAGGACCCAUGUUGAAUCUGCCAUGGACAAAACCCAACCACCCCUCUUCUUCUUCUUCUUCAUCUUCUUCAAUAAAUCACCACAACCAAAUCAAGGGCUCCCUCAUGAUAACUAUUGGCUGCAUUUGCCAGUCAGCUUUCAUCAUUCUUCAGGCAAUUACAUUGAAAUUGUACCCAGCCGAGCUAUCCCUUACAGCAUUGAUAUGUUUAGUGGCAACCGUUGGAGGCUGUUUGGUGGCUUUGGUCAUGGAGAGAGGGAACCCUUCUGCUUGGGCUUUGCACUUUGAUAGCCAGCUUCUAUCUGUGGUUUAUGCUGGUGUAAUUUGUUCAGGGGUAACAUACUACAUUCAAGGAAUGGUGAUGCAAAUAAAAGGGCCUGUUUUUGUCACUGCAUUCAAUCCUCUAUCCAUGAUUUUUGUUGCAAUCAUGAGCUCCUUCAUCUUAUCUGAGAUUAUGUUGUUGGGAAGGAUUGUUGGAGCAGUGACCAUAAUCACUGGGUUGUACCUGGUUUUGUGGGGCAAAAGAAAAGAUAAGCUUUUAGUUAAAUCAGACUCUGAUGGUAAGCAACAAAUGACUGAAACAGAUGAGGCUUCGAAGAGGACGGUUCAACCGAGUCAAGAAUUCAUCUCGCUUGAUGUUACCAGAGAGACAAAAUGAUGAUUUUCUAUUCCACCUGUAAUGGUAUCUGUUAAUAUAUGUAGCAAGUGUAUGUGUUUUGAAGUACCCUGCAUUUUCAUUUCAACCAAAAUGUAUUUGUAACUUUUGCAUUUGUUGAAGGCUAUAUUAAUAAUAGUUUGUGUUUUUGUUUAAAA